Paramuricea clavata is the source of this 2624-nucleotide messenger RNA. The record is from the annotation of a GenBank genome assembly. NCBI's taxonomy places the organism in Eukaryota, Metazoa, Cnidaria, Anthozoa, Malacalcyonacea, Plexauridae.
UGCGAAGCUCUAGACAAAAAUAAAGAAUCGGGUGUUAUUUCUAUAGGACCCCAACCGUUCCCUCAAGAUCCGCUAUUACCCCCACCUAACCUGCCUUCCCAACUUCACCGAGAUCAUUGGCGUGCUAUACGUACGCGACAGAGUCCAGACAACCGAGUGCAAGAUUGGUACAACUAUCGUCUAAGCUCAGCGAAUAUGGGUCAACUUGUUGAUGAUAUAGAGCGUAUAUUUGAAGAUCAAUCGACUGUCUUUAAGUUAAAUCUAUCUUUUGGUUUCGUAUUGUUUAACAACGAGACACAGCAAAUGCAAUACCACCACCCCUCAGCAAACAACAACCGUGUUUUCGACUCCCCAUUCCAGAUACAUAAUCGCGAGGAUUUGGUCCAAGUUCGCGAAACGAUGCAAAACAUUGACAUUCAUGAAUGGGCUCGACAACAACGGCCCAACUCGAAAUGGAUUGUCAUGGGUAUUACCAACGUUAUCUUCUACGUCACCAAACUUCGAGACCAUCUCAUCGGACGUUCUGUGCGUUUACCCAAAUACGUGUUGGAGAAUCCUGCCACUGUGUCGCUAGACUGUGAUAGUAAUACCAGUUUACCAUACGAGGAUAAACUUUGUUUCUUUCGUUGUUUGGCUAUGCACAAAGGUUGCCACCCCAAAAAUUUAGAACGUGAUACUCAUCAUUUUUAUGAACAAUAUUCGGAAGAUGAUGAUUUUGACGGUGUUACCCUAGAGGAACUACCUGAACUGGAAAAGUUAUUCGAGUUAAACAUUUACGUGUAUUGCCUUACAGAGUUACACGACGAGGGCGAAGACAAGACCUCCAUUGUGGCUCAACUGAUACAGCGCUCCCAUUGUAGAUAUACCAAUUCGAUGUACCUGAACCUCUACGGUAGUCACUUCAGCUACAUUAAGAAUUUGGCCAUGUAUUCCAAGUCCUAUUGUUGUUGCAAAUGUGACAAAAUGUGGAAGACAGCGAGAGCCUUAAACCGACACGAGCGAACAUGCGAAGCAACUAUACGUCACAUCUUCCCUGGUGGUGUCUACACAGUUCCACAACCAUCUUCGAUUUGUUGGCCGACGAGGGAAUCGAGAUCCCUGAAGACCUCAAGUACUUCCCUUAUCGUGCCACCUUUGACUUUGAGUGUUAUUUCAAACGUGAAACCGAACAUCCACGAAAUACAGCAAAGUUGACUUGGGAAGCCGAACAUAUCCCCUUGAGUAUCUCUGUUUGCUCCAACGUCCCUGGUUAUGAUCAACCCAAAUGCUUCGUCUCGUCUGGCAGUACAAGUGAAAUUAUCCAACAGUUCGUGGAAUAUUUGGUUGAGGUCAGCCAGGAAAGCUAUGGAUUGUUGCUGGACCAAUUCUCUGACGUUUUUCGUCAAAUUGAUGAACGAGUCAAUGAGGUAUAAUUCACACGUAUUAGAUUCUUAGUAUAUUUCUUAUCCUUAAUAUUUUUUCUUAUAUCUUUAGGUAGGGGAAAACGAGGUUAUGGAAGUUGCCGCGGGGGAGGAUAAUGAGGUAAAUUAUAGGAAGGUUAUUUUUGUACUUAUAUUCUUUAUAUUCUAAUAUAUCUUAUGUUUUAGCAAAAUACAGAGGAACAGAUGAUAGAGGAAAUGGUGGGAUGUUUGAUGGGGCUGAAUGAUGAGGUAUAUAACAUAAGGUUUGAGCUCAACAGUGGUCUUUCCAGUGCUUACCAUAUGUGUACCUUUUAGGUGAGUGAAGAUGGAGACGAAGUGGAUAAAGAUAAAGACGUUGAAGAGAGAGUAAGUAUCACACUCAUGAUCCGUUUUAGCGGUUGUUAUAUAGAUUAGUAGGGAUGUGCAAGUAUCUUGCUUUUUACUUAUGACACCUUUUCAUUUAUUUAGGAGGUGGUCCAUCCUCUACUCAAACUCCAAGAUAAAUUGUCAGAAUACUUACAAGAGCUACCAAUUCUUGGAUUCAACUCUGGUAAAUAUGAUAUUAACGCUGCGAAAAACCCAUUCUUUUCACAUCUCGUCAAACACGAACAAGUUAAGUUUGUGAUAAAAAGGAACAAUAACCACAUGUGUCUUAAGACUCAACACUUAAAAUUCCUCGAUAUCACAAACUAUCUGGCUCCGGGAUUUAGUUACGAACAGUUCCUCAAAGCGUACGAGUGCUCCCAGACCAAAUGCUACUUCCCGUACGAGUGGGUCGACUCCCUCGACAAACUCAAUCAUUGCUCCUUACCACCACGCGAAACCUUCCAUUCCACUCUAUCCGGAACCGACAUCACCGAGGAACAGUACGAGUAUUGCCAGGGUGUAUGGGACGAAGAGAAUAUGACAACUUUGCGCGACUUUCUCGUGUGGUAUAACAACCUUGACGUAGUCCCCUUCCUUGAAGCAAUUGAUAAAAUGAGCAAUUUCUGGCAAGAAAGGAACAUUGAUAUGUUUAAGGACGGUGUGAGUGUGCCUGGCUUAACUAUGAAAUAUUUAUUUUCAAACAUUCCAGGCACCUACUUCUCCUUGUUCAGCGAGAAGGACAAGGAUAUGUAUUAUUCAAUGAAGGAUAAUAACGUAGGGGGCCCCAGCAUUAUCUUUAACAGGUACCACGAGAAAGGGAAAUCAUUCAUACGGAAGGAAGAAAUGCGAGCCAGAUGA